UCUCUUUCUCUCUCUCACACACAAACCACAAACCCACUACCACACACACACACAUAUUGACCCAAUAGACUAUACAUACAGAUAUUAUAGAUACACAUAUACAUACAUGUACGUGUCCUAUGUGCGUGUAUAUAAACUAGAGAUGCUUCAAAUCACCUCUCCAAUUUCUUCCCUACAAAAAAAAAUUCUCUCUAAAUCUACUGGUUUAAUUUGUUCUACGGCGCACACACAAAAAUGGUGGAUCAUCAGCAAACUGUGUGCAGUAUGUGCGGCGAUGUUGGUUUUCCGGACAAGCUCUUCCGCUGCUCCAAGUGCCGCCGCCGCUUUCAGCACUCGUAUUGCAGCAAUUACUACCAUGGCAAACAAGCGGAGCCUAUUGGAAUCUGUGAUUGGUGCCAAUGCGAGGAGAAAAGCUCGUCUGGGAAUUGCAAAAACAGCAGUAACAAAUCGGGUCAUGCAAGUACCGAAUUGAGGUCGCCGGCCAGCUCCGGCGAGAAACUCCGGCAGCAUCACCACCGGGAGGAGGGCGGCUCGUCUGCGGAGAAGGCCGCCGGAAAACUCCCCUCCCCGCGGCCCACCCCUCGCAGGUACAAGCUCCUCAAGGAUGUUAUGUGCUGAUUUUGA
Molecule: messenger RNA, 624 nt
Organism: Striga asiatica
Lineage: Eukaryota; Viridiplantae; Streptophyta; Magnoliopsida; Lamiales; Orobanchaceae
Source: the annotation of a GenBank genome assembly